Messenger RNA from Aspergillus affinis, 636 nucleotides. RefSeq names its product putative disease resistance protein Aig2. The coding region runs from base 1 to 636 and encodes 211 amino acids. Lineage: Eukaryota; Fungi; Ascomycota; Eurotiomycetes; Eurotiales; Aspergillaceae. The record is from RefSeq and is a predicted model, not a curated record. The transcript has a single exon.
AUGGCCCCUCAAAUCCUCCACCGCGUAAUCCACGGCAGCCCAACGCCCGAACCAUGGCAAAAGGACCUAUUGACAUUCAAGCCUGCCGUGCUACACGGAUAUCGACGACAUCGGGUCCGCGGGGCCGAUUAUCCGGGUAUUGUUAGAGUACCGGUAUCAGAUUCAAGAUUGGACUCGACGGCGGACUCUACGACUGCAGGGACAGAGACACAGACACAAACACAGACACAGACACAGACACAGACACAGACACAGACACAGACAGGAUCAGAAGCAGGAUCCGUCCUCGGCACCGUCGUCUCCGGCCUCACAGACGGCGACGUCCACCGACUCAACAUCUUCGAAGGAUCAGACUACGUGAAAGAGACGGUAAACGUGCGAAUCCUGCGAGAGGCAUUGAGCGUGGACGGUGGGCAUGACGGACACGACGACGGCGACGGCGACGGCGGCCAACACCUGCGGGACGUGCUGGAUGCAGCGGGGGCGGAGUUUGCGGACGAGGGCGAGGAGGUGCGAGCGGCUACUUAUGUGUGGAUUGGAGGGGAGGGGAAACUGGAGGAGGCGGAGUGGGAUUUUGAGGCGUUUAAGAGGGAUAAGAUGGCGUGGUGGGUGGGGGCGGAUGAGAGUGAGUGGUAG